Messenger RNA from Choloepus didactylus (southern two-toed sloth), 5133 nucleotides. Its product is annotated as protein FAM205A-like. The transcript has 8 exons. The record is from RefSeq and is a predicted model, not a curated record. Bases 1 to 5004 code for a protein of 1667 amino acids. NCBI's taxonomy places the organism in Eukaryota, Metazoa, Chordata, Mammalia, Pilosa, Megalonychidae.
AUGUUGAACCCUACAUUUGUUCUGUGGGAUGUUGGAUAUCCCUUAUAUACCUAUGGCUCCAUCUUCAUCAUUAUCCUAAUUAUUUGGAAAGUGAAAAGGAGCCCCCAAGGAUUAAGAUUGGGACCUGCCAGGAGCUGCUGCCAGAGUCACCGAAGAGUCAGACAAAGGGCUAGAGAUAGAACAUCAAGAGCUGGAAGAGCUUCCCAGGAAGAAGCUGAAAAGCCACAGAAGCUGCUCUCUCUCCUAAAAAGUCAGGGCUGGCUUCCUAAGGAGGGAAGUGUGCGGCGGCUCCUGUGUGCGGAUCCCAGCUGCCAUGUCUGCAAUGCUGUGGCUUGUGAGAUUCAGCAACUGCUGGUGGGUGAGAAAACCCUGAUCUCCCCCAUUUCAUCAGAGUCAUCACUGGUCUCUUCUUGCCUAGAUAUUUUGUCCAUGUCUAAUGGCUCUUUUGAGCAGAGUCUGGAACAGCCUUCCCAGCAGUCUAGAGAGCUUUCACUGGCAUCUCUAACCUCCAUACCCCCACAAUUAAUGGAUCAGAAAUCCUUAAGCCAGACAGCUGCCAAGUCACCCAGUACAGACAGCAUCCGAGAUUACUGCACUGAACACGUGCAACACAGGCAGGGAUUUCGACUACCAGAUGUGUCUGGGGAUGCAGACCCGCUGUCUUCCUCAAGCCUUGAGGAGCCUAGGAUUCCUGUCAACCAGCAGAAGAGGAGGAAGAGCAACUCUGAAUUUGUCCAGGAGAAACAAACUGAGGGUAAUUCCCUGUUGCAGAUUCUCAUCCAGGCCAGGACUCAAGAGUUGCAGGGUGUGGUAAAGGAAACCCAUACUCACAAAAGCCUCACCCUUCCAGAAGCUGAUUUGGGAGAUAAGCUGAAGCAUUUCCUGCACUGGAUUAACCCUGAGAUAAAAGGCCAAGAGCACGAGGAAUCCACUGUCUACUCUAAGACUGAGACAGAGGCCAAAGCCAGGAUGAAAAGGGUUGAAAAGAGCCUGGCCCCCACCAAAGACCCUGCAGGGGAAGCUAAGUUGGAAAACACACCAAGGAACCCCAAGGCCCAGCCUCCCCGCACUGAGGGGGAGAGUCAGACCGUUUUCAACACCCUCCAGUUCCCAGAUAAUCAGCACCAGCGAUGUUCCCUUCAGUCCAUCUUUCCUGGGUCCUUGUCCUCAACUGACUUGUGCCACCCAACCAGAAAAUCCACUCCAGGUCUCAACUGUUACCUCAGUGGAAGCGUCAUCAAAAAGUCAGAAAAGGGGCUAAAGAUGGAGCACCAGGAGGGCUGGCUUCCUCAGGAGGGAAGUGUGCGGUGGAUCCUUUGUGCAGACCCCUGCUGCCGCGUCUGCAAUGCUGUGGCUUGUGAGAUUCAGCAACUUCUGGAGAGCAAGAACAUUUCAUCGGGGGCAUCGCAGGUCUCUUCUGGCCUAGAGAUUAUGUCCAUGUCUAGUGGCUCUUUUGAGAACAGUAUGGAGCAGCCUUCCCAGCAGUCUAGAGAGCUUUCACUGGCAUCCCUAACCUCCACACUGUCACAAUUAACAGAUCAGAAAUCCUUAACCCAGACAGCUGCCCAGUCACCCAGUAUCCUCAGCAUCCAAGAUUACUUGGCUAAACACUUGAAUCUAGGACAGGGACUUCCACCAUCAGAUGUGCCCAGAGGCAUAGAGUCUGUGACUUCUUCAAGGCUUGAGGAACCUACGGUUGCAGUGAACCACCAGAAGAUGAAGGGAAACUCUGAGACUGUCCAGGGGAACCAAGGCCAGCAACUUCUAAAGUCCCAAGUUCCUUUGCUGCCCCUGAACCCAGAGCUCACUAACAUGACACAUCCUAUGGCUUUGCAUAUGGCCACUGUCCUCCCUGCCCGCCUGCCUUUCCUCAGUCCUGAAGUCCUGAGGCUUCUUGAGUUACAUGUCAGAAAAUGGAUGCAUUUCCAGAAAUGGGGGCUCCCCAGACGUGUGGAGGAGUCCCUGAGGCAGCUUAUGCCAGACCCACCACUGUUUCACCAGCCUGGAAAUAACCACCCAGUUUCUUUCAUCCUGAAUGAUACUUCUAAGGCCUCUGUUGAAAAACUUGGGACCAUUUCCCACCAGACCUGGGGUUCAUGUAUGACUGGCCAGCCCAUCCAGGCCUUCUGGGUUUCUGAAUGGUCCAUUACAGACCCAGAACAAAGACACCACCGACAGCAAACCUCAAACUCUAUGGCUCUGGCCUUGCCCUCUCCAGCCCUUAAAGUCCUAAAGGGCAUGUGUCCACUGCCUCAGGGACACGCUGAUGACUCAGGGGGUCAUCUGCAGCAGAAACACAGCCAGUUAUUCUGUGGCCACCCUUCUCUGCACAGUGAGUCCUUGGUUGCCACCUUCUUGGGUUCUCAAGGCCUCUCCAUGAACAGGAAUAUGUCCAGGCCCCCCUUGCAUGUUCCUUUUCUUUUCAAUGAGCUCUCCUUCCUGCCGCUGCUGCCAAAAACUCCACCCCACUCACCCCCUCCUUGUACCCUACCUCCCUCACGUUGGGCCUCUGCAUCUGAUCAUCAACAAGCCCAGAUGAGUGUCCCAUUUCUGACUCUGGCUCAGUGUGAAGCCUUGGAGUGGCACCUGCUGCAAAGACAGCUCCAACUUCAGUGGGGUUUGCCAGCAGUUUUCCAGAGAACUCAGUAUGCCCACCGUGCUGAGCACCGUGACACAGAGCACUGUGACACAGCCCAGUCUCCUGAGACCAUAGACCCUCCCUGGCCAGGGAAAAACAUCUCAGUCCUCACAAGAGAACUCCUCUUCUUCCCAGACCAUGCCAGGAGGCUGCUGGAAUUCCACCUCCAGAAGCAAUUGAUUCACCAUCACUGGGGCCUGCCCCAGAAGAUCCAGCAGUCCAUUCAGUUGCUCCUGUCCCGCACUGACCAGCAGGCCCUGCCCUGGGACAGCACCGCCCUGGCCACUGUGGGUGUCUCCCAGCCUGCAGCCCCAGAGGCCAAUGCGUCUACUGAUCUGUUCUCACCCAAUACAGCCCCAGUGUGGUACCCCACGCCAUACGUGCUCACCAAAGCCAAGACAAUAUUGCAGAGCCACAUCGACUCCAAAUGUAGGCAGAUCCACCAGGGCACUGUCCCUGCCCUUGUGGCUAGCUCCUGGGACUAUAGAAUUCCUGGGGGCCUGGCAGUGGCUCCCUUACCCUGCAUUCCAGAAAGCAAGCCUGGGGAGCUGCAGGCAGCAACUGAUCCUGACCUACCUGGGGACGCUAUUCCCUGGAUGCCAACAGCCCUUGAUUGCCAGCAACAGGCCUCACCAGAUAUCAUCACUGAACACCCCAAGCUGCCCCGAGCCCUGUCCGAGGUAGCCAUUGAGAAACUAGAGACGACUUUACGGCACAAAUAUUUGGCCUUCUUGUCAGGGCUGCCUACUCUUUAUUAUGUGGCUCUCUCCAGGGCCAUGAUCCCAGCAAUCGCUAGUCAAUGUACAAUCACAGAGAUGGUACCUGAGCCUGUCAUGUGCCCAACAGAGCCUCAGACUCAGACAAUCUCGUGUGAAGACCAGCGUAUAGGUCCUGAGCCAGACUUUGAAGAUCCCAAUGAGACUUGUGCAGAGUUCCAGACUGAAGUGCAGGAGGAAGGUGCAAUGGAGAUAGUGCCUCCAGAGUGCCAGGAAGAUCCUGUUAGCUCCUACUCGCUCAAGACAGCCAUCUUGACCAAACUAAAUUUCCAUCUGAGAAAAAAGGCCCUGGAGAUACAAUUGGGAAUUCCCAUAAAGGCAAGGGAGUCCAGGGAACAAACUGUAGCAGUCCCAGAGAAGAUAUCCACAAAGGAGCCUCUUGAAGAGAGUCUGAACAGCCAAGGGAAAACAUUGCUCCAGGAACUCCCCAUCCCACCAGACGCUCCAUAUGCCCCAGACCCACAAUUGUCCCACCUGAAAGAAAGGCUGGCCAUUGAGCUAAAGGCUGUGCGGCAGAGCCAAAAGCAAGCUAGUUCCAGAGAAAUACCCCAUGGUUCUGCCCACUGGAACUCCAAGAUCUCACAGCCCAGUGGGGACAGGACAGAGGCCCAGGUGCUUUGUGUUCAGAUGGAAGCCAGAGUGAACAGCCCCAGCCUGGAGAAAGCAUGGAGCCCUGAACCCCACAGCCCUGGCAAGAGCAAGGACUCAGACCAAAUUUGCACGUUGACAGUGAAGAGAGAAGAUCCAGGGAAACCCAAAACAGCAGGGGGCCAUGGAGAAGGGGAUGCAGGGUUUGGGCUCUACACAACUGGAGAAAAAAGACACCCUGCUGAAGACCAGAGGCCAGCAGGGACGCUUCUGAACAGGACACACCGAGGACCCCGGCGAUGGAGCCAUAGCUUACCUCGUGCUGUUCCCGAUCAGCACAGCCCCCAGCAUCACCCUCAGUUGAAGCUCCCAGAGCAACCUCCAGGAGUCCCUGGGGAGAAAGCAUCUGAAAAGAAUGACCUGCAAGACAAUCAAAUCAAGCUAGGUGUCAUCAGCAAAGCAGCAAGGAUUCCUGAGACUGCCCAGUGUACGGUGCCCCAGGCUUCACAGACCCAGCCUUUCCUGGACCAGCUAAUUCAGGGGAAGCCUCUGCAUGGUCAGAUUUUGCAGGGGCCGGUGACGGUAGCCCAUGCUCACAAGAGCCCCAGCCUUCCAGAAUCUGGCUUGAGAAAUAAGAUGAAACGCUUUCUGCACUGUAUUAACCCCAAGGCGAAAGGCAAAGGGCACGAGAAGUCCAUUCUUUCUGCAGCUGAGAAAGUAGCCAAAACCAGGGAAAAAAAAGUUGGAAAGAUCUCAGCCACUACCAAAGACCCUGUGGUACGAGCUAAGUCCAAGAAGACAGCAGGGGACCCCAACUUCCAGUGUCCAUGCAAUGAGAUACAGGUGGGCCUGGCCUUCUUAGAUGGCCCUCAAUCUCGAGACAAUCAGCUCUGGCACUGCUCCUGUCCGGUCCACUCUGCCUCGGGUCUGAGCCAACCCCCCCACUGCCCUCGGCACUGUACUCGAGUGGCUUGUGCUUCCCAAUCAGGGCAUCUACUAUAGGUCCCAAUUCUCACCUCAGAGGAAACACUGAUCUGUCCAUGAUGACCCAGUGCCACCAAGGAGAAUAUGUAAGCCCCCAAACCUCGCAUGUUUCAAAGAGGACUGCUAUUGUCAUUUCAUUAAUGUGUA